Molecule: messenger RNA, 1949 nt
Organism: Ochlerotatus camptorhynchus
Lineage: Eukaryota; Metazoa; Arthropoda; Insecta; Diptera; Culicidae
Product: ras-related and estrogen-regulated growth inhibitor-like
Exons: 6
Coding region: 874-1509 (211 amino acids)
Molecular function (GO): GTPase activity; GTP binding
Source: RefSeq, a predicted model, not a curated record
AUGCCAGGGGUUUAAAUUUUCCGAACCAGUCUAACAAGACCAAAAAGGCGACGCAAACUUAACCCAAACGAACGGUGUGAAGCAAGAGGAAGUGUGUGGCCGAGCGCGAGCUCGCCAGCGAGUAAGUGGCCCGAUAGCCAGGGCGCAUUUUUAUAAGCACCCAUAAAGUGGCCCAUUUUUAUCGGUUUUGUUUAUACCUACAUUUUUAUUUAGAUCAAUAAGCAGCAAACCAACAAAAAAAACUAUAUAGUGCAAACGCUUGCUGGUUGAUACGGGUGAAGCAGUAAAUCCGUCCAAGCUCAUGACUUAAUCCACGCGAGUUCGCGAUCCUACAGUUACUACAAUCGAGUUCGAGUGGUUCUGACCAAUUUGUAGAAUCCGAAAAAAGAAGCCGUUUCUCGCCGGUACGGAAGCAAGUGGGCGAUCCCCGUUGGACUUUUCGUGUGAUUUUCAGUUCGGGUAGGUUGAAUUUGGACGCAUUCCUGGGCUAACGUAGUGCCACCGUGAAGUGGACAACAACAAACUUCUGCUGGACAUCGGUUACACACCACACGCUGGCUGCGUUCGGAGACACCUCGCAUGUGAAUCAAUAAAAAAAAUCCCAACCAGGAAAAAGUGCAACAAGAGACUCAUUAAAAGCAAACACAGCCUGCUGCUGGUGAUAAGUGUGUGCAAAUGUGAGCGAAAAAAAAGGUGCAUUUAGUUUGCGGACACACCGAGAGAAAACCGAAGUCGUGACGGGACGUGAAAAACGAAAGUAGUCCGAUGUUCCCUCCUGGAGGAAUUCGCAAGACACUGGCAUCCAGUCGCUCCCAAACUGAGUCCUGAUGUGAGUUGGCAGAUCCAUCACGACGUGUGCGUGUGAAACAAAAAAUGACAAAUCUAAACAAACUCAAAGUGGUCGUCAUUGGCAGCUCCAAAGUGGGAAAAUCAGCCGUUACCGUGCGAUACCUGACGAAGCGAUACAUCGGCGAAUACAGCUCUUCCCGGGAUUUUGUCUACCGACACGGCGUCAUCUACGACAAUGUCACGACCGAGGUGGAAAUUCUGGACACUUCCAAGUGUGAUAAACGAGGCUGCCUGUACGAGCACCUCCGCUGGGGUGACGCAUUCGUCGUGGUGUACUCCAUCUGUGAUAAGGCAAGCUUCGAGGAAGCCGCCGACUACUUGCAGCAGCUGACCAAGCUCAAGCUCCCAUCUUACUACACGAUCCUGCUACUCGGGAACAAGAGUGACCUCGAUCAUGCCAGGGAAAUCUCCGUCAACGACGGCCAGGAGCUGUCCUUCCGCUACUCGUGCCAAUUCUACGAAGUCUCCGCGGCGGAAAACUUUGCCGGCGUGUCGCUGGCCUUCCAGUCGCUCAUUCGCGAAGCCCGCUCGACGCAGCUCUUCCGGGCGCUUCCCCUCCGGAGGAAACUCGGCGUCAACAGUGUUUCGAAGGCGCUCGGGAACAUCUUCGGCAAGAACAGCAAAGGCGAACGGAAGAAACGACCCUCGCUCAGCAUAUGACGUCCAAUGGACGAUCAGUCGCCGGACUCUAGAAACAUUGUGUAAAUAUAGCGAAAUCUACUUGUAUGUACAACUCUCUAGUUUGUAAGGAGUAGUUUUAAAAUUCAUAUGCUUAAACAAUCAUCAGCUAUAACCAUAGUGAUUAUGAAGCCAACCAUUCCGGAGUUGUAACUGUGUCAUUUUUGCGGGCAAAUGUAAUUGUACAUAGUAGCAGUUAAGUCGUGAAAACAAAACUUGCAUCAAGAUUGCAAAUUUGAAGUAAAAUAAAAUCCUCAAAGUAUUGUACAUGUUAUCUAUCGUAUCGUAAGAUUCCUAUUCCUUUAUAAUGCGAUUACUUUGGACAUUUGACGUUCCUAAUUGAUAGAUUUAAGUGCGCGCACUGUACUUUUGAACUGCGAAAUUUGAACUGAAAACGACAAUAAUAAACAGUAUGAAUUGGA